Messenger RNA from Oikopleura dioica, 489 nucleotides. NCBI's taxonomy places the organism in Eukaryota, Metazoa, Chordata, Appendicularia, Copelata, Oikopleuridae. The record is from the annotation of a GenBank genome assembly.
AUGAGUGGCGCAUAUCCAGACGUAUCGCCGCCUUCGUACGAAGAUGUCAUGAAAGAAAAAUAUGGUUCAGUUCACCAGGGAGAAGCACAAAGUUGCAACCGAGAAAGUUACGCGCGGGUGCCACUCUUCUCCAGGCAAAUUACGGACCCGAGGCAGCUCGAGCAGCGCGCUUCCUUGCCCGUCCAGCAGUUCAUUCUCUCUCGCAGUACGAGCAAUUCUGCACAACCUCCAUGUCCAUCAACCAACGAGACACAAGACGAGGAAGGACCAAGUCAAAUUUGUUUAUUCUGUGCGCUGCUCUUUUGCCUUCCACUGGGCUUGUGUGCCGCGCCUCUUUAUAUCAUGGCACAGCGUUCGCACGAACGAAGGUCGCCCGACUACCCGAACCAGAAGUCAACGUUCUACUGCAUGGCGUAUUUCGCCAUUAUUCUAGGCGUUAUGAUCAUUCUACCGAGAAUCAUCGCUCACAUUCACGAUGCUGAUCCUUGA